AUGUCAACAGCCACUACAAGCCAAGGCGAUAGGAGAGAGUCAUCAGAUAUUGUCUACUUUCGGUUUGAAGGACAGCCAGGAACUGGAGUGGACGAAAUUGAUAUCUCUCUCUCUCGUCAAGUUUUGCAGGCCUUUUCCGAUUCGUUGCUCACCAAGUUGGCCGAUGAUGAGUGGAAAUCGGACGAAAAUAAGACGGCCGGUGAAACGGCCAGCAAUCCGCUCAUUACAAAGCCAUUAGAGUCUCCUUGUCGUGAAGAAUGGUCUCCCUGUCUGGCAGAAAUGAUUGCCGAAACGUACCGUUGGAAACACGCCGAACUACGAAUCAUUGAGGACGACCAAGCCAAAGAAGGGAAUCGACCCGCACUGCCGCCCAAUGUCACGCUGGAAGACGCCUUGUGUGUACUGGAAUACUACGGCGUAACAUUGGACGAUCCCAGCAUGAUUAGCUUUGAAAAACUGGACACGGAAUCGCAAAUUCGGGCCAAAUUGUUUCUCAAGGAUUUAGCACUGAUUGACGAUGCUGCUGAUUUAGUGCUAGAGGAGUUGAAGCAGAAUCCUCAACGAGAAACCUUGUUCCUAUUUGCCAAAAGGUGCCACAAUAUGCAAUACAUCAACACACACAAUUAUCUCGGCGUCAUAUACGAACCGCGCAAAUUUGUACGCGUGGGGAAUGACCUAGAAUGCAAUCUACAUUUUGGUUGGGCUCAGGAUGAUUUUCACAGAGAGCAUUUCAUUGAACAAAUCAGAAAGGAAUUGCCAUCGUUUGACGUGGAAUACAUGAAAUCGCUUGUUCCAGAUGAAAGUUGGUACGAGGGAGAAUUGGCAUUGGGGGCACCCGAUCCGGAUUCGGGAUGCUGGGUUUCCACAAGGCAGGACCAGUUCAAUAGCUGGCAAUCGUACGAAGACAUGGUGGUAUUGCGUGUCUGUGUUCCUGUUAGAAAGGCCCAGAAGCGUCCCCGAGAUGACGUGUGA
Molecule: messenger RNA, 972 nt
Organism: Seminavis robusta
Lineage: Eukaryota; Bacillariophyta; Bacillariophyceae; Naviculales; Naviculaceae
Source: the annotation of a GenBank genome assembly